ACCGCUCCCUCACUGACGUGACAAUCCCAGACAAAGACUAGAGGAUCUUUGAUCCCAGACGCGAACCAAAUGAGGCGGUGCCCGUAACGGGCCCGGUCAGGUGAUUGGGCUCAAUAAAGGCGAGAGGCUGGUUAUGCGCUGCUUACUCUGCUGUCACAAGACAUUAACAAUGAAUCUUCUGACUGCUGCAAAUGUCAAGUUUGCUGUUGAUCUCUUCAAAGAGUUGGAUAAAGAUGACAAAGUGGGCAAUAUCUUUGUAUCCCCCUUUAGUAUAUCAGCUGCUCUGGCCAUGGUGUAUCUUGGUGCUAAAGGAAAUACAGCAACUCAGAUUGCCAAGGUGCUUGGUUUUGAUGGAGUCAAAGACAUCCAUGCUGAAUAUCAGAAACUUCAAACGGAAUUAAUCAACCCUAAGGCAGAGCAUGUGUUGAAGCUCGCCAAUCGCCUCUAUGGGGAGCAGACCUACAACUUCCUUGCAGAUUUUCUUGCUGCCACACUGAAAUACUAUCAGGCACAGCUGGUUUCAGUUGACUUUGCUAAUGCAUCAGAAAAAGUCAGACCAGAAAUCAACAACUGGACAGAAGAGCAAACUGCAGGCAAGAUCAAGAAUUUACUAGCUGAAGGAACUGUUGAUGGAAUGACAAAACUUGUUCUUGUAAAUGCCAUAUAUUUUAAGGGAAACUGGAACAAGAAAUUUGAGAGUGAAAAUACAGAAGGGGGCCAAUUCCGAAUAAACCAGCAUGACACAAAACCUGUUCAAAUGAUGCAGCAGAAAAGCAAAUUUCCAUUCAAUUAUAUCCAGGAACUUUCAACCCAGGUCCUCGAGCUCCCCUAUGUGGGCAGUGAGCUCAGUAUGGUCAUCCUGUUACCGGAUAUAAAUGAGGAUUUCAGUCAGCUCGAUAAACUUCAGAACCAUAUCACUUUUGAUCAUCUGAUGGAUUGGACCAACCCAGACACGAUGAAGCAGGAGGAGGUUGAAAUUGUGUUGCCAAAAUUCAAGCUGGAAGAGAAAUAUGAUCUUGAAUUGCUCCUCUCCCGAAUGGGGAUGGUGGAUGCGUUUAGCAGCAUGCAAGCCAACUUCUCAGGAAUGACUAGUAGAAACGAUUUAUUUUUGUCAAAAGUUGUCCAUAAAUCCUUUGUGGAAGUCAAUGAGGAAGGCACAGAAGCAGCUGCUGCAACAGCUGGAAUUAUGAUGAUGCGAUGUGCAAUGAUAAGUAACAGGUUUGUGGCUGAUCAUCCAUUCCUGUUCUUCAUCCGGCACAACAAAACGCGCAACAUAUUAUUCUUUGGAAGGUUCUCCUCUCCUUAAAACACAGUGCUAUUUGGCUGCAGCAUUUCAACCCAUAUCUUUCUUUUCCUCUUGACCCACUCUACAUUGCCAAUCAGAUUGGUUGCCUGAUGUCAACAUAAGUAGUCUUCAAGGAGGAGCAAAUAACAUUUUAGCAAACUGAGGAAUUCUGCUAUGAUAAAUUUUUAUGAUGGCCAGAGAUUAAGUGGAAAAACUUCAGCUUGAAAUUUGCUUCUAAUUGUUAUGGGAUGCUGAGUGAAUUUGGAUAGUUAUCAAAUGCUUCAAAAAUAUGCCUUGUCAUUACUCACAUUCUUGUUAAAUGAGGUGCACUAUCUGGCUUAAUACUCCACCUCCCCCACCGCCUAAUUCAACAUGCAACAUUAAUAAAUAUUAUCUGCAGGGCAGUGAAAUGUUGCAUUGCACAAUUACUGAAAAACACACAUCAAAUUUUGAACAGCUUGUAUAACUUCCUAACUUUGUCCAGAAUUAUUUCCUUUGGCCACCUUGGCCCCAUGGCACCACAGCUCCUUGGUCUGUUUACAGUUCAAUUUAUGUUGGUGUUCUGAGUUAACGUUGCUUAUCUGGGUUAAUGUUCCAGGUUCACCAUGCUACAUAAGAAAUAAUUUGACAUGCAGUGGAAUGUAUUAAUUGAGAAUUUAUUGCAAGGAAUAUGGAAAGGCUUAAAAUGAAUACUCAAAAUAUAUGUUUUCAUAUUCAAGACUGAGAUAAAGCAUAAUAAUGUGUUUAAUGUUUUAUCUACUAAAAUAAAAAUGCUUACAUUGAGCUCCA
Messenger RNA from Leucoraja erinaceus (little skate), 2074 nucleotides. RefSeq names its product leukocyte elastase inhibitor-like. Bases 134 to 1306 code for a protein of 390 amino acids. NCBI's taxonomy places the organism in Eukaryota, Metazoa, Chordata, Chondrichthyes, Rajiformes, Rajidae. The record is from RefSeq and is a predicted model, not a curated record. The transcript is spliced from 7 exons. Gene Ontology annotation, molecular function: serine-type endopeptidase inhibitor activity. Gene Ontology annotation, biological process: negative regulation of endopeptidase activity.